Ctenopharyngodon idella (grass carp) is the source of this 1228-nucleotide messenger RNA. RefSeq lists its product as uncharacterized. The transcript is spliced from 5 exons. The record is from RefSeq and is a predicted model, not a curated record. Gene Ontology annotation, cellular component: external side of plasma membrane. NCBI's taxonomy places the organism in Eukaryota, Metazoa, Chordata, Actinopteri, Cypriniformes, Xenocyprididae. The coding region runs from base 129 to 875 and encodes 248 amino acids. Gene Ontology annotation, biological process: T cell receptor signaling pathway; regulation of T cell proliferation.
CAAGAAUGAUGUUUGUGGGUGAUAUUGAUCACUUACCCACAUACUUCCUGUGUUUUCUCACUACAGUAAAAACAAAGUGAAGAGGCUCGUCCACCAUCACACUGUCAAACUGACGAGGAUACGUUAACAUGCCUGACACACUUCUGCUCACUCUCAGCUUUUCUCUGAUCCUUCACUACGUUUGUAGUUUGAAAGUGAGUGAACCUCUCAACCAUACGUUAAAUGACGAUGGCUCAGUCAGUGUCACAUGUAUGUUUUGGGCACAAGGACAGCUUGGAGUGGAAGGCAAGCUGAAAAUGAAUAAUGAAUAUGUUUGUGAGAUUUCGGAUAAAAAAGAAGAUGACAAGUGUAAUUGGCAGCACAGUGACAACAAAUUCACGUUCACCUUGAGGAAUCUAUAUAAAAGUGAGGACCUACUUAAAAAUGAAUUUUCCUGUGAGAUAUCCAAAGUAGAUCCAGUUCCAAUCAUAACUGAAGUUGGGCCAAAAAUGAAGCUUUUCCGAGGUUGCAGUAACCAUUUGGCUCCACCAAAAAACAACUGUUCAUGCUCUAACAAUAACAAGGAACCCACACCUAAAGUCAAGACCCCAUCUGAAGACAAGACCCCAAAUGAAGACAUGUAUACCCUUCUCAUCUGUGGUCUGAUCAUAGUGGUGGUGAUGCUCUCUAUCUACAGCAUUAUUCUCACUGUAUUCUACAUCAGGCUGAGGGUUACAAAUCCUGAGCCUUCUGACAAUCUGACCUAUGUGCCAAUGCAGAAGAAUAUAAAACGCCGUGAUCCAGACAACACAGAUUACGUGGACAUGCGUGAAGUGCAGAAACGGGGAGGAUCCCACAGAGAUAUGAACCACAACUCUCAUCUGAUCACCGUCUGAGCCCAUUUCUAGUGGAAUCAGUGAGCUCAUGCUUUAACUGCUCUAGGACCCACUGCUGGAUUAAAUAUAGUUAAGCUAUACACUAAAGUAUAUUGCAGGACAAAACCAUUGCCUUUAUACCAAUGCCUGAAUCUCUAAAUUGCUGCUGCACCCCAUUCAACCGCUCCCUCCUAUUAUACUGUAUUGUUGUUCUCUGUUGAAGAUAAUUCAUCUGCUGGCUUGUACAACCUCAUGCUGAAUUGUAGCUAUGCCAAGCUAAAAGUAUAUGAAAUAUAAAGUCUUUAGCUUGGGCAUUUUUUAUUAAUAUUUUGAUCCCAUGGACCAAUAAUAAAUGAUAAUAUCUGUUUUGUUCA